Messenger RNA from Gopherus evgoodei (Goodes thornscrub tortoise), 5120 nucleotides. It is a transcript of the gene DIS3L, whose product is annotated as DIS3 like exosome 3'-5' exoribonuclease. Gene Ontology annotation, cellular component: cytoplasmic exosome (RNase complex). Gene Ontology annotation, biological process: rRNA catabolic process. The record is from RefSeq and is a predicted model, not a curated record. Gene Ontology annotation, molecular function: 3'-5'-RNA exonuclease activity; RNA binding. Bases 566 to 3565 code for a protein of 999 amino acids. NCBI's taxonomy places the organism in Eukaryota, Metazoa, Chordata, Testudines, Testudinidae. The transcript has 16 exons.
UGGCACCAGGUUUAAGGCUCCCCAGAAGCAGGGUACGGGGGGGUCACGCUAGUGGAAACGGGUCGCAGGCCCCAGCUGUGGAGGGUAAAAGAGGGAAUGCAGCCGGUGUAUGUAGGGUGCAGAAGGCGACCCCACGAUUUAGUGCUACAGCAGAACUUCGGAGUUAUGGACACCUUGGGAGUGGAGGCUUGUUUGUCAUUCGGAAAUGUUCCGACCUCUGAACAAGACGUUAUGGUUUUUCUUUCAACAGUUUACACUUAAACAUUGGUUUAAGCUUUGAAACUUGAAUAUGCAGAAGAAAAUGUGCCUUUUAACCAUUUUCAUUCAAAUGAAAUGAGCACAGAAAGUUUCUUUACCUUGGAAGCAAUGUUUUAAACUUUCCCUUUAUGAUGUUGUAUGUGUGUGUCUGUCGUCAUCGUCUGCUGCUGCUGCUUGAUUACAUGGUUCCUAAUGAGAUGGGAAAUUGUUGUCAGAUGAUGUGACUCAUUAUGUUGUCCCUGACUGGAAGAUUGUUCAAGAUUACCUUGAGAUUCUUGAGUGUCCAGAGCUGAAGGGUAUUAUCUUCAUGCAAACAGCAUGUCAAGCUGUGCAUCAUCAAAGGGGUCGCAGACAGUACAACAGAUUGCGAAAUCUAAUGAAGGAUGCGCGUCAUGACUGUAUUCUGUUUGCUAAUGAAUUCCAGCAGUAUUGUUAUUUGCCAAGAGAGAGAGGAGAAUCAAUGGAGAAAUGGCAGACCAGGAGUAUUUACAAUGCAGCAGUAUGGUAUUAUAAUCACUGCUUGGGUCAGCUGCCGGUUGUUAUGGUAACAGAAGAUGAAGAUGCUAUCAGAGAAUAUGGAGGUGAAACGGAAGGAGUGUUUGUGAUUUCAUUCAAGAAUUACUUGGAUAAUUUUUGGCCCGACUUAAAAGCUGUCCAUGAACUCUGCGAUUCUAUACUUCAAUCUCGGCGUGAACGAGAGUGUGAAAGCCAAGAAAACAAUGGGAAGGAAUACCCUGAACAUCUUCCUACGGAAGUAUUGGAGGCUGGGAUCAAAUCUGGACGAUAUAUACAAGGUGUCCUGAAUGUCAAUAAGCACAGAGCACAAAUGGAAGCUUUUGUUCGACUUCAAGGAGCCAGUGGUAAAGAAACAGAUCUCCAAAGUGAUAUACUUAUUCAUGGUACCAAAGCUCGGAACCGUGCAAUCCAUGGUGAUGUAGUAGCUGUAGAGUUGUUACUCCAGCAUGAAUGGAAAGGAAGAACUGCUUCCCUUUGUGAGAAUGAUACUGAAGAAAAGGCACCAGGUGACACCUGCAGUGAACCUAUGCCCACAGGUAGAGUUGUUGGAAUCAUUCAGAAGAACUGGCGAGAUUAUGUGGUCACUUUUCCAUCCAAAGAAGAGAGUCAGUCUCAGGGUAAAAAUGCCCAGAAAAUUCUUGUUACACCUUGGGAUUACAGAAUUCCUAAAAUCAGGAUCAGUACACAGCAGGCUGAGGCACUACAGGACUGUAGAGUUAUUGUGCGUAUUGAUUCCUGGGAUUCAACAUCUGUGUAUCCAAAUGGACAUUUUGUACGAGUUUUAGGACGGAUAGGAGAUCUCGAAGGGGAAACUGCAGUUAUUCUAGUGGAGAACAGCAUUUCUGUUGCCCCUUUCUCAGAAGUCCAGAUGUGUGAGAUGCCUUCCAGUACCUCAGAGAAUCCAUGGAAUGUGAAUCCAGAGGAGGAACCAAAACGCAUAGACUUGAGGAAUACGCAUUUGAUAUUCAGCAUUGACCCCAAAGGCUGUGAAGAUGUGGAUGAUGCACUGUCCAUUAGAACAUUAGCCAAUGGGAACCUAGAGCUAGGUGUCCACAUUGCAGAUGUAACCCACUUUGUGGCAAUAAAUUCUUACACUGACAUUGAGGCCAGAGCAAGGGCAACAACGUAUUAUUUAGCUGACCGUCGUUAUGAUAUGCUGCCUUCCAUCCUGAGUGCUGAUUUAUGCUCUCUUCUUAGCAGAGUUGAAAGGUAUGCUGUCAGUGUCAUGUGGGAGCUAGAUAAAAAGUCAUAUGAAAUCCUGAGAGUCUGGUACAACAGAACCAUCAUUCAGUCUUCAUACAAAUUGGUCUACGAGGUAGCUCAGGGAUUAUUAGAUGGUGACCUAAGUGUUGUUGAUGAUAUCCUAGAACUCAAAGAACUGGAUGAGAGAACUAGACAACAGAAGCUGGAAGAACUGGUCUGGGCAAUAGGAAAACUGACUGAUAUAGCUCGAUGUGUUCGGGCUAAACGUGACAGUUGUGGCGCUCUAGAGCUGGAAGGAAUAGAAAUAAGAGUGCAGCUGGAUGAUAAAAAGAACAUUCAUGAUCUCAUUCCUAAACAGCCGCUGGAGGUGCAUGAGACUGUUGCUGAAUGUAUGAUCCUUGCUAACCACUGGGUGGCAAAGAUGAUUUGGGAGAGCUUUCCUCACCAUGCUUUGCUGCGCCAACACCCUCCACCACGACAAGAAUUUUUUUCUGAGCUCCGAGAAUGCGCGAGUGCCAAAGGCUUUUCCAUAGACACACGGUCUAAUAAAGCACUGGCUGAUUCUCUGAGUAAAGCAGAUGAUCCCUUAGAUCCAACUGUGAAUAAAUUACUGCGGUCCAUGGCUACUCAGGCGAUGUCUAAUGCACAGUACUUCUCGACUGGUUCGUGCCCCGAAGAAGAGUUCCAUCAUUAUGGACUUGCCCUAGAUAAAUAUACGCAUUUUACUUCUCCAAUUAGAAGAUAUGCUGAUAUUGUUGUCCACAGACUGCUAAUGGCUGCCACUUUAAAAGAUACUAAAGUAGAUGUUACGGCUAAUUUGUUCAGCAGCAAAGAUCUUGAGGAAUUGUGUAGACACAUCAACAACAGAAACAGGGCUGCACAACAUGCCCAGAAACAGUCUACGGAGCUUUUUCAGUGUAUGUAUUUCAAAGACAAAGUCUCUGAAAGAGAUGAGCGCUGUACAGCAGAUGGUGUUAUUUACUCCAUUCGAACAAAUGGGGUACUUGUUUUUGUACCAAGGUAUGGUAUUAAAGGUGCUGCUUAUCUGAAAAACAAGGAGGGUUUGGUCAUCUCCUGUCAGUCUGAUGGCAGUUGUGUAUGGAAGCCUGGUUCUCUUCAGCGUUUUCAGAACAGAAUUACUUCCACAACAGUUGCUGGAGAAUCUGUUACAUUGAGUCUGUUUGACCAUAUAACAGUAAGUCUUAAUAAAUUCACUAAGGGAAGUACCAGAGCACAAAUGAGGGGAAAAAUAACAUUGUGUACUUUUGUUUCUAAGGUAAAAAUAUCUGUUCAGAGUUCACGCUGCCAUCCUGACACCAUCAAGCUUGAAAUAAUUAGCAACAUACCUUACAAGAAUACAGCCACAGAGCUUUACCAGAAGAAUUCCCACGUAUUGAAAGCUGACUUAGUAAAAGAAGUAACCAGAUCUGCUGAGGAAGCUCAACUUGCCCAGGAAAAACAAAACGUUGAAGUAAUUCGGGAAGAAUAUCAGGAGUAUUGCCAAACAAAGGGAGUUAGCUUGUACCAACUGCUUGAGGAAAUUAGAGACUUAGCUCUACUGGAUGUUUCAGCUGGUAACCGAGCAUGAACUAAUAUUUGGCACUGCUCUACUUAAGCAGCUUUGCACAAUUUUAAAUUGUGUUAGCUGAUAAAUCAUUUUUAAUGUUUUCUGCUUUUGCUAAUUUGAACUAUACCUCAACUAAAAUUUAACACUGAUUUUUAAAGUGAAACAGGCAGAGCCAACUUAAGAUGUUUUAUACAUGGUUAACUACUGUAUUCUUACUGAAAGACUGAAGAUUGUAUUGUGGUAAACUACUUAAGAUGUCUUUUUAAAAAAAAAUCUGAUCUUGAUAAAAAAAGGUGACUGGACAUUGUUAUUUCUAAACUAGAUUUGUAGAGAAUCUAAAUAUAUUUGCAUAACCAAUACUGCAGUGAUGUAAGCCAGAACACCAGUAAUCUUGCCCCUUCAGUUUUUAUCAAAUUAAUUCAAUUUUAAAUACUUCAAUUCCACAGCUCUAUUUACAUUAAACCAGAAUGAAGCAGUUCAGCUCCACCCUUUAUAUGCUUACUACACAAAGUGCACUUUAAAAAACAAGGCUGCCUAAAAUUACAUCACACUUCCAGGCCUUAUUCCGAGAUUAUCAAGAUAAUUAUGGGUGGUUUUUACUGGCCUCUAACUCAAUUACUGCAUAAACAAAAAAAUUGUUACUGGUACAUGUAGUUUUAACCUGAUUACUGGAACCUCUGGGGCUAGUUAUAACAUACUAAUGGAAGGGAGAUUGUAGGAGAACCUUGCUUCCACUACCAAAAUUACUAUGAAGCUAAAUGUAAUGUUUGACUUCAAUGAAGCAUGAAAGGAUUGUUAUCUGAAGAAAAUUUCUUUGAGGAGGUGUUCAGAGGCAGAAAAGGAAGCUUAAAUAUUUAAUUCCUACAGAGUCAGUUUCACUUCAACUUUCCUGUAUUAGUAUACUACCACAACUCAAAAAAAACCUAUUCUAACUUGAUUUUCAAUGAAGUUUUUUGAGUGUUUAGUUCUUACUCCCCUCCCUAAAAGAAAAAUUAAAGUGAGUUUAUAUAGUCUGACCUUGCCCCUUCAACAGAAACAACUUCCCAUAAAAUAGGGGAAUAAAUACAUAGCACUUGUUGCAGGAGAAAAAAAUCCUAUAAAAAGAUAACCAGAAUUAUCAGAUUUGUUGAUGAAUAGCUAAGUCCACUAUGAGAUACCACAGAACAUGAACAAUUAUACAUCUGAAGCUACUUAAAUUUCCUGUCAUGUGAUUUUCUCAUGACUUAAGCAACAAUGAGUAGAAUAUGUUUAGAGUGCAUUUGAUUGACAAAUUUGUGCCAUCAAUGAUAUGUAGAGAAUAUUUUUCAAAUUUGGUUUCCAAAAUUUAAUAACUUUCAAGGUGCUGUAUAAAAUAAUUUACUAAAAUAAGCAUUUCAUAACAUGAAGUAUUGUUACAAAAUGCUACAGAACACUUAAGACAGGGUGGAUGUUCAUACUAAGCAAGAAGUUCCUGAUACUGAACCAUCACUUAUGGUCUAUUAAAAAAAAAAAUUUUAAACAGGAUGUAAAAAACUUUAUACAAGCCCAGGCUUUCAAGACCCACGCAAGUUAAGCUUGAGGAAUGUCAAUCGUAAAA